AUGGGUGGUACGUCUACCAAAUUCAAAAAACAUCUACAGCGAGGGGAUGAAUACGCUGCUAUGCGGUUGUAUUCAAACUCUCCGGAACUUAAAGCUCUAGACCCCAAUUGGAGCUAUGGAGAUAGUCAUAAUCAUAAUACUCUUUUAUAUUAUGCAGCAAAACAUGGAAUGAAACACUUACUUAGGGCUUUCUUAAAUGAACAUAAUGGAAAUCCAAAUAAAAAAAAUAACUCUAAUGAAACAGCACUUCAUGCAGUUUGUUCUCUUUCUCCUCAAAGCCCUUACUCUGCACAAGAACGCCGUGCUGCCUGUGUAACAAUAUUAUUAAACUGGCAAGGAGUAGAAUUAUCAGAUGGAAGGAGAGAGAAAAUACGACUGAGUGUUCAAAAUAAUGAUGGAAACACUGCACUUCAUCUUGCAGCGGCUUCAGGUUUACAGUACUGUGUUGAUUUAAUGCUUUCACACGGUGGAGCCCCAAUAUUCAAGACUAAUAACCAAAAAGAGACUGCUUGUGAUUUGGCUGUGAAAAAUGGAAAUGAGACCUUAGCUCGUAAAUUAGAGUCUCGAAUGGUUUUUGGUGAAGACCUGAAAGAUAUUUUCACUGUUGUGGAUGAUUAUGAUUUUGGAGAGGAGGAAACAUAUGCUGGAUUGCGCACACAAGACUUACAAGAAGCAAAAGAUCAGCUAUUGGUAGAAACAGCUGAUAUGUUGAAUUUGCCAUUAUUUACUGCUGAAGCUUUGCUUAGGAAUAAUGAAUGGUCUAGAGAGAUUUUACUUGAACGAUGGGUUCGUGACCCAGACAAGUGUUGUCAAAUUGCUGGUGUACAGGUACCCAUGUCCGUGCAGUCAACCAAAAAAUUUUAUUUGAAUGGGUUAUUACAACAGACAAAUUUAAAUGAAGAAGCUCAACUUAAUGUUAAUGAUCAAACUAUUUGUGAUAUUUGUUUGAAUGAACUGCCAUUAUCUGAUUGUUCAAUUAAAUUGUGUUGUGAACAUAAGUUUUGUAAUUCAUGUUGGAAACAAUACUUAACAUAUAAAAUUAAAAGAAAAGACUCUAGCAACAUCUGUUGCCCAGCUUUACACUGCCAUAUUUUAGUUCCAACUGAACUUAUUGAAAAUGUUGUUAGUCCUGAAAUGGCUCGGAGAUAUUUUGAUCUUAAUAUUGAAUCUUUUGUUGAAAGUAACCGUUCCAUUAAAUGGUGUCCUGUUCCAAACUGUGGACUUGCUGUUCGCCUACCAAUCAGUAGAAAACCAAAGACUAAUUCUAAAAUUGCACGUUCAGUUGACUGUGGAAGAGGCCAUUAUUUUUGUUGGGAAUGUAUGGGAGAUGCUCAUACUCCAUGCAGUUGUCAACAAUGGUCUCAGUGGAUGACUAAAAUAUCGGAAGUUAAACCAGAUAAAAUACGAGAGACAACCGCAGAGUAUGAAGAAGCAGCUAAUAGUUUGUGGUUGGUCACAAAUUCAAAACCCUGUCCAAAUUGCAACUCGCCUAUACAGAAGAAUGAAGGCUGUAAUCAUAUGAAAUGUUCAAAGUGUAAGUUUGAAUUUUGUUGGAUAUGUCAAGAAAGCUGGAAAAAACAUGGUUCAGCUACUGGCGGUUUUUUCCGUUGCAAUCGUAUGAAUGCUGUUUGCAAAGCUGAUGAAAAACGUGGUCUUCUUGUAAAAGAAGCUCAACAAAAGAAUAAGCAAAGUUUGGAAUUAAGUAAAUUUCUUCAUUAUUAUACUAAAUUUAAAAAACAUGAAGUGACUCGCACAAUGGAAGAACUGUUUGUAGAAAUUGUCAAAAAUUGGAGAAUAGCUCUUUCAGCUGCCUUAAAUAUAUCUGAAGAUGACGAGCGUACAAAAUUUGUAGAAGAUGCAGUUGUUGAAGUGCAGAAAGCCAAACGUGUUCUGUGUGCAUCAUAUGUGUAUGGGUUUUAUAUGCUAUAUAGUGCAUAUAAUAGAAAUAUUUUAGAGUUUAUGCAGAAUGAAGUAGAGGAAGUUACUGAAAAGUUAUCAGGAAUGGUUUUAAGACAAUAUUUAUGUAAUCCAAGAAGUGCCAUUAUUAAUACUACUAGUAUAUUAAGACGAAAACGCCAUGAAUUUAUUAAUGCCAUAUCAGAUGGAUCUAUAUCUUUAAAAAGCAUGCCUUCUAUUCCACCGAAUGUUACCAAACCAAAAUCAACCACCAUGUCUCAAAAGCAUAUAAAUGCUACUGCUAAAGAUUUAUUAAAGAAAGCAAUUGGAGAUUCAAUUCAAAUCGAUCCAGAUAAUCCGUGGAUUGUAGAUUCAAAAGGAAGACAUCGUAACCUUACUGCUAUAUUAGAUUGGCCUGAAAGUUGUUCAGAUGAAGAAGAGGAAACUGAAUUGGAUCGAGCUCUAGCUGUUAGUGUGUUUGGCCAGUGUAAAAUGGAGCACUGUAAAAAAGCAAGAGUGAGGAAUCCUAGAACAUCAAAAUUUCAUGAAUACUGUAGCUUAAGGUGCAAAAAUACUCACAAAACUUUGUUAGAAGAGCGAAAAAAGGAAAAGCGCACCAGUAUUGUUGGUACUUUUGCAAUGGAUCUUAUUGUUGCACUUGAAAUGUCUAGACUUCAAAUGAUAAAAGAUGCUCAACUAAAGAAAAAGUCAGAGAUCGAAGAAGCAAGUUGUAGCAAAAAUUAUUCAGAAGUUGUUGAAGAUUCAAAUGACGAUGACCAGCAAUUGCAAAUGGCUUUACAGAUGUCUUUAGAUGAAAUUGCAAUGGCUAAAUCCAGAAAUGUAUCAAAGACUACAAACGACAAUGAAACAAUUUUACUUACUAAAAAUAUUCCUGAGAAUACUAUUUUAAAAACAGAUAUUCCUCUUAUCUUACCCAAAUGUAGUGGUAUAAAACUUGAUGAUGGUGUGUUUAAAGUAGGUGAUUUACACAAAAACAGUUAUUAUUUAGAUUUUAGUGAAGACAUAUACAGUCGUAUGGAAAAUAAAAAUCUUAGGCGAUCAUUGUCUUUUGGUGAUCUACUCUCACGUAGAGAUUUGUACAAAAAUAAUCGAAGAUACUGUGUUAAUGUGUAUCAUAUGAACAGUGAUGAUAGACAAGAUAAAAUAGAUAGAAAACGUGGAAAACUGAAUCACGGCUUUCAAGUAUUGCCUAGAAGAACUGCUUCCAUUCUCAUGGAAAUUAACAACAAUGGUGAAUGUCGUGCAGUCACAUCAUUGGAUGACAGCAAUAUUGCCGCUCCUAUAAGUUCAGACAAAAAACUGUGCAAUAUCUUGGCUCAACUGUAUUGGCAAAACUCAUCUAAACCAUCUAGCGUUACAUUGCCCAAACGUUUAAGUAAAAUAGGAAAAACCGCUGCUCUGGAUACAUCAGAUGAAACAUUAGAGAAUGAAUCAAAAACUCCUGAUGAACAACCUAUCAAGCCUGAACUUAACAUUAGAAUUGAAAAGUUCAGCAGUCAUUCUGAAGACAGUGCCGAUAAUGAUAUAUCCGCUGACAUAGAAUCAGAUACAGGUAUCCCAAAGUCACCAACACUCUUCAUAUCUGGUGUAUCUAUAAAUCGUACCCCAGAAACAAAGUCACCAGUAUCAGGUCGUCAACUGAGGUCAGCAAGCUUAACAGUACCAAAGUUUAUGUUAAAGCCACUUUACAAAGGUACAUCGGCUGACAAUUUAACUUCUUGCAAAGAAUGCAACGUUGUCCAUACAAAUAAAGCGCAUUCUUAUCAAACUUUGUUUAGUGAAGAUAGGAUGUGUGCUUCAGCUAAUAUGGCUGACAAAAGUAGAUGUGUGUUUACAUUUCCAAAAUCAAUGACUGACGGUGAGUUAUUUUCAACAUUACAUAUCGAUAGAAACAAGUUAAGCUCAGAUGAUUUUCAUGAAGCUUUAUUCCUUAAGAGACGGAAACACGAACAACAUUAA
Messenger RNA from Macrosiphum euphorbiae (potato aphid), 3876 nucleotides. NCBI's taxonomy places the organism in Eukaryota, Metazoa, Arthropoda, Insecta, Hemiptera, Aphididae. The record is from the annotation of a GenBank genome assembly.